Molecule: messenger RNA, 1444 nt
Organism: Cephus cinctus (wheat stem sawfly)
Lineage: Eukaryota; Metazoa; Arthropoda; Insecta; Hymenoptera; Cephidae
Gene: AIMP1
Product: aminoacyl tRNA synthase complex-interacting multifunctional protein 1
Exons: 4
Coding region: 408-1373 (321 amino acids)
Molecular function (GO): tRNA binding
Source: RefSeq, a predicted model, not a curated record
CGUGGACUAGAGGGACUCUACACUGAACACACUCAAGCGACUCACACUUUGCGCGUGACACAAGCAACUGCGCUACAGCGCUCUGAACAAAUACAGUUUCAUAUUGCAUAUCUAUUUUGAAAGGCAUUUUUAGAAUGCUCUUAUAGCGUCUUUCUAGUUUGACAAAUCUGUUCAUUAACUAAAAUGGCACUUGCUUAAAUGAUGCAUAUCUUUUCAAAUUGAACAACCCUUUGAUAAACCAUUCGAGUAUCCUUAAAAUUUAAUUCCAACUUUUUUUCAUUUUCGUCAAACGUGUCAUCUUUAUCUAACAUCUUAAUUAUAUUAUCUAGACAAUCUUACAAUUUAGAUACAAGAUGACCCAAUUGAAAAUUGUUCUCUUAACCUCUUUGUGAAAUUCGCGCAUGUAAAUGAGGAACUUUUCUCGACUUAUCCAGUCAUUUUUCUCUAAAGAAUAUAUUUUUAACAGAUUAAAAACCUCAAUAAAAUCGAAAAUGGCAUCUGCCGAGGUAAUAAGACGGCUAGAAUCAAAGGCAGCUGCUGCGGAGCAAAUAAUAAUUCAAUUGAAAAAUCAGGUAGAAGAAAUAAAAAGUAGAAAUGUUCAAAAGGAUCUUACAUUGGAAAAUGAAAAGCUUCGCAAUGAAAUUAAAAGGUAUAGAAAUGAACUGAUCAGACUGGAAACUUUACAAGGCAUUAAGCAGGUACCAAUACCGGAUAAAGAUGUUGUACCUGUAAAACCUAGUGAAACACCUGUGGAGCCUGUUAUUUCAGAGAAAUCUCUACCACAAACUCUUCCUCAAAAGAAAGAAGCUAAGACAAAAAAAGAAAAGGCUCCUGCUAAUGAGAAGAAACCAUCUAAUACAAAAGUAGUCGAAGAACCACCUAUCGACGUUGGUAGACUAGAUUUCAAAGUAGGGAAAAUUGUAAAUGUUAAGAAGCAUCCAGAUGCUGAUUCGCUAUAUGUAGAGGAAAUAGACAUUGGCGAAGGAAAAAACAGAACUGUGGUGAGUGGCUUGGUGAAACACGUUCCUAUUGAAGAAAUGCAAAACAGACUGGUCGUUGUCUUAUGCAAUUUAAAACCAGCUAAAAUGAGAGGCAUUACUUCUGAGGCAAUGGUUAUGUGUGCCAGCUCUCCUGAAGCUGUAGAAAUCUUGAUUCCACCGGCAGGUGCUGUUCCUGGGGAUCUCGUGCACGUCGAAGGUUAUCCAAGAGUUCCAGAUAAUAUUCUUAAUCCUAAAAAGAAGAUCUUUGAAACCUGUGCACCUGACUUGAAGACUGAUGAUCAAAAGCAAGCUGUGUACAAGGGUGUUCCAUUGAGUAUUCCUGGAAAAGGUCCGAUAGUAUCAUCAACUCUUACUGGUGUUCAAGUCAAAUAAAUUAAAUAAUUAUGAAAAAAUAUAUUCUACAAAUUUUUUUAAAAUGUUCAUUAUCGUUUGUGUUCAAUAAA